UGAUGUUUCGAAACGCGUACCAGAGUGAAUUCUUAUCAAUUCUUCAUAGCGUUGGAAGCAAGCCAUUGCAUCUAUGGGACAAAAGAGCAAUUUAUGUAUAUAAAUGUAUUUUACUUUUGGUUCUUGAUGAUAGAGGAAUAAAACGACGUUUUCGCGCAAGUAAUUACCAAAGUAGCACUAGGGUCAAGCCAUUUAUAUGCACAAUGCCAAUGAGAUUAGAUGAUGGGUGGAAUCAAAUCCAAUUUAAUUUGAUGGAUUUCACCAGAAGAGCUUACGCAACGAAUUACGUUGAGGCCGUACGAGUUCAGGUUGGUAUUAGACUUUGCUUAAAUAUAUGGUAUAUUCUUCACUAUUACUCAAUAUUUUUUCUUCAGAUCCAUGCAAAUUGUAGGAUUCGUAGAGUUUACUUUGCUGAUCGGUUAUACUCUGAGGAAGAACUGCCAGCUGACUAUAAGAUUCAUUUGCCUCCGCAAAAAAAGCUUCAAGUAUGA
This is a messenger RNA of Protopolystoma xenopodis, 491 nucleotides long. NCBI's taxonomy places the organism in Eukaryota, Metazoa, Platyhelminthes, Monogenea, Polystomatidea, Polystomatidae. The record is from the annotation of a GenBank genome assembly.